Messenger RNA from Vigna angularis (adzuki bean), 1341 nucleotides. RefSeq lists its product as uncharacterized. NCBI's taxonomy places the organism in Eukaryota, Viridiplantae, Streptophyta, Magnoliopsida, Fabales, Fabaceae. Bases 1 to 1341 code for a protein of 446 amino acids. The transcript is spliced from 9 exons. The record is from RefSeq and is a predicted model, not a curated record.
AUGGCUGCAAUUUCGAAUGAACCAAUAAAAGAUAGGUACUAUCAACUGUUAGAUGCUUUUCAAGAACUGCAUGUUGAAGCAAUGAAGCUACAAUACAAGUCUAUUAAGAAUGCUAAAACUAAAGUGAAAACUGUUGUUCAAGACUGUAUUGAUUGCCUAACUCACCUAGAGAGAAUUGAAUACUUGACAAGUACUUUAUCUAAGUUUGCUCUAGGAAGAUUCAAUUUGGAAGUUGUGCUUGGAUCCCAAAGAAGGGUCAUUAUAACAAACAAGGAAUAUGUUACAUGGAAAGUUGGUGUUCCCAAGGGAAAAUUCAAGUGGAUUCCCAAGAAACCAACUCAGACCACUAACAGCAAAGACCUCAAGUUCAUUUGGACAAAGUUUGGAUAUAUAGUUGAUUGCGUUGAUAUUCACAAGCAACCAGCAUUUGAUCAUCCUUUAUUGAAAGAUCAUAAAUUGCAGAGAAUGCCUAGUUAUAAGUCAUUUGAAAAGAUAAAUACGAUAGAUUCAUCGAAUGAAUUUAUAUUUGGACUUCAAAAAGAAAAAUGUCCAAAGGGAACUGUUCCCAUUCGAAAAACAACAAAAGACGAACUCAUUCAGGGAAAAUUAUCACUUUAUAAUCAAAACAUGCUUCAAAGUGUUCCCGGUGUUCAUGCUGCAGAAAUAUAUGUUACACCAGAUUUCAGUCCCUUUUAUAAAGUUACGGGAACAAACAGCAUUUAUAAUCCAAGACUCAGGACCAAGGUUCAAGAAAGUCUUUCUCAAGUGGCUCCACAAAUAUACGGUGGUAACAGUGCAACUUAUUUCUACUCACUAUGGACAACAGAUAAUUUCGACAAGACGGGAUGUUACAAUCUCCAAUGCCCAGGUUUUGUCCAAACGCAUCCGUAUAUGUUCCUUGGUUCACGCGUGGGCAAAGUAUCUAUCUACGGAGGGCGUUCCAUUGAGACUAAUUUUACUAUUACUUUGGACCGAGAAACUCAAAAUUGGUGGCUGAAUCUCUUUGGGCAUGAUGUUGGAUAUUAUCCAGGGAGAUUAUUCUCAAACCUGACCUCAGCAGAGAGAGUGGGGUGGGGUGGGAGAACAUUUACUCCUCCUAACACUAUCAGUCCUCAAAUGGGAUCUGGAUAUUUUCCAGAUAACAACUUUCUUCAUGCUUGUUACUUUAUAUAUAUCUCCAUUCAAGAUCGAGGAAGAACAGAUUUUGGACCUGAAAAACACAUGACAGAGGCUUUUGUCGACGACCCUGAUUGUUUUAAUGCCGAACACUAUGGAGAUGAAGGAGGAAAUGUUGGAAAUACAAUCCAAUUUGGAGGACCCGGUGGCCAAUGUGGUAAUUGA